Gadus chalcogrammus (walleye pollock) is the source of this 4892-nucleotide messenger RNA. It is a transcript of the gene peli2, whose product is annotated as pellino E3 ubiquitin protein ligase family member 2. Gene Ontology annotation, biological process: regulation of Toll signaling pathway; protein polyubiquitination. The record is from RefSeq and is a predicted model, not a curated record. The transcript is spliced from 6 exons. Lineage: Eukaryota; Metazoa; Chordata; Actinopteri; Gadiformes; Gadidae. Gene Ontology annotation, molecular function: protein binding; ubiquitin protein ligase activity. The coding region runs from base 262 to 1542 and encodes 426 amino acids.
UCCUCGCUGUUUUUGUGUUCUCUUCCGAGGCGGAGAGAUCCGCCAAGUUGCGUUUUAGCAAGUCGCCGAUGUGGUGACCUACGCUGUAAUUCUGUCCUCUUUAAAACUAAAAGAAAACGUGAAAAAUUAAAAUUGACCUCGACGUAGCUCGGUGUAAAACAGAAAUGAGUGAUUAUCUGAUUUAUGAAUCAUUUAGCUCUUUCUGAAAGCCAACACGCAGUGUUUGAGCGGAGAGGAAUCACACCGUAAACCAGGAGCCUCAUGUUUUCCACCGGCCAAGAGGAGACCUGCGCCCCGUCCAAAGACCCUGUCAAGUACGGGGAGCUGGUGGUCCUGGGGUACAAUGGGUCUCUGCCAAACGGAGAUCGAGGUCGGAGGAAAAGCAGAUUUGCUCUCUACCGGAGGACCAAGGCCAACGGGGUUAAGCCUAGCACCGUGCACAUCCUCAACACGCCACAGGCUAGCAAGGCUGUGAACUGCAAAGGCCAGCACAGUAUCUCUUACACGCUGUCUCGGAACCAGACCGUGGUGGUGGAGUACUGCCACGACAAAGACACAGACAUGUUCCAGAUCGGCCGCUCCACGGAGAGCCCCAUCGACUUCGUGGUGACGGACACGGUGUCGGGGGCCCAGGAGGGCGAGGACACGCCCAUCACCCAGAGCACCAUCUCCCGCUUCGCCUGCCGCGUGGUCUGCCAGCGCGGCCCGCCCUUCACCGCCCGCAUCUACGCCGCCGGCUUCGACUCCUCCAAGAACAUCUUCCUGGGGGUGAGCGAGAAAGCCGCCAAGUGGAAGAACCCGGACGGUCACAUGGACGGGCUGACGACCAAUGGCGUGCUGGUGAUGCACCCCAGGGGCGGGUUCACGGAGGAGUCAAAGCCCGGCGUCUGGAGGGAGAUCUCGGUGUGCGGCGACGUGUACACGCUGAGAGAGACCCGCUCGGCCCAGACCCGGGGCAAACUGGUGGAGCACGAGAGCAACGUGCUGCAGGACGGCUCGCUGGUGGACCUGUGCGGGGCCACCCUGCUGUGGCGCACGGCCGACGGCCUCUUCCACACGCCCACGCAGAAGCACCUGGAGGCCCUGCGGCAGGAGAUCAACGCGGCGCGGCCCCAGUGCCCCGUGGGCCUCAACACGCUGGCCUUCCCCAGCAUGCAGCGGAGCCGCGCGCUCUCCUCCCUGGAGGAGAAGCAGCCCUGGGUCUACCUGGCGUGCGGCCACGUGCACGGCUACCACAACUGGGGCCACCGCUCGGAGCAGGAGCCCAACGCCCAGCGCGAGUGCCCCAUGUGCCGCGCGGUGGGCCCCUACGUGCCGCUGUGGCUUGGCUGCGAGCCCGCCUUCUACGUGGACACGGGCGCGCCCACGCACGCCUUCGUGCCGUGCGGACACGUGUGCUCGGAGAAGUCCGUCAAGUACUGGUCGGAGAUCCCCCUGCCCCACGGGACGCACGCCUUCCACGCGGCCUGCCCAUUCUGCGCCACCCAGCUGGGCCUCUCCCAGGGGUGCGCCAAGCUCAUCUUCCAGGGCCCCAUCGACUGAGCGCGAGGGCCCCGGCCGUUGGUACCGAGAUGCUCCCGGAGUGGCACCAUGCUGUGAAGCUGUUCUUAUUAUACUGCGUUAGGAUUUACUUUAUUUUGUUCCGUUAUUUUUUUGAUUCAACAGAUUUUAAACCCAGACUUUAGAAAGGAGUGAGAUGUUUUUGAAGGUCUUCAUGGACCGUGGGUCGGACCCUACGGGGGGUUUCGGAGCCUCCUUUGGGUUCCUUUGCUCCCCCCGGCCUACAGAGAGGUUCGGCCCAGCAGAUCAGAGACACCCCCUCACCUCCUGAAUGCGUUAAGUGGACACGCCUCUACUCCGAGCCCACGGUGGACUGAGCUCCGGUCGGGUCAUGGGAGGUGAACCCUGUUUUACCCUGUGCUCUAACAGAACUGACUCAUGCACAUGACACAGAGGCAGGUGUGGACGAGGGUCCGGGAGGGGGGGACCCCCGUGGCGGCCGGAGACACGGAGCCAGACAGCUGGACUGUUGGCUGGGAAGGGGGCCAGUCGAGACUGCAGCUUCCCGCGGUCCUAACGACAUCCAGACCCUGGCCCCUACCGAGAGGUGAUCCUGAUCCAGCGAAGGCAACGGACUGCUUUUAAUAAAGAUGAGGCCGCUUCUGUUGGGAGGGCAGAGAUAUAUUCCAGUGCCUCACAUUCGGUUCAACUACGGAAAUCGAUUUUAGCUUUUUUUCAAGGUGAGGAAAGCUCUCUUGCUUUUGGCAAGGGGAGUGCUAGAUUUUGAGAGAUUACAGACAUGUAAAUCAAAUGAGUUUCCUUCCAUAUGUUUUUUUUUUUUUUGUCAGUCAGAAGAGAUAUUUUACUACACUGAGGCCGUUGUACUGUUUUGUAAUGAAAAUGUUAAUAUAUUUUUCUCUCGCCUAAGUUUUGAGUGUAUAUAUGUACGUAUGUCUAUUGCUGUGGGAGUUUGCUAACCCUGCCCUUUGACCUUAUAACCCCUGUGGCUGUUUCUAGGAUCCAAGUGCCCCCAAAAAGUUAAAAGCCAGCGAAAUUCAUCCAGCUCACAUUACCACCACCACCCAAACCAACACAUCAAAACACCAAACACACCCAAACUUUCCAGACCUUACUUCUCCAACCAACACCAAACAAAGCGAUCACAAAAUCCAAAUCUAUCUUUUGGUGGUUUGGACAAUGAAUGUAUUUCAAUUACAUUAACGAUCUUACCAACAGUGCUUUAUUACAGUAUGUCAUGAAACCCCUCUCCCAACUGUACCGAUGCACAUUGUUGAUGUCGCCCAGAAUGAAGACUCCAUCUUGAAUGGAUAAUGCACAUGCAUCCUCUCUUGGCAUGACUCACUAACACUCGCCUGCUCUAGCUUUAGUCUCCAGGGGGGGCAUCCAAUUACCUUAUUGGUUUUUUUUUAUGCGAUCGAUUUCAAGGAGCAAAAUCUCAGCAGCACCAAAAGACUAUACCAAAACCUAGAAACGGUGUGUUCUCCCCAAGCUAAGAAGCUCCGACCUCUUUGUUGGAUACAGAGCGUUGGGCGUAAACGUCAUCCUUCAUCCAGACGCUGCUACGAUGACGCGUUGACGUUAAAGGGCUCCAUGGUCGAACUCGCCGGCUCAGCCGAUUAAAGAUGACGUUCGCAGCAGCUCACCCAAUACCAAAUAUGUUAACCUCCUGCUGUGUGCAAUCAAAGUUGGCCAAAGUGCAAAUGUAUUGGAGCUGGAGAGCGGUCGUACGGUGCCCGUAUGCAGAGAUCCAGUAGUUUAUAGACUAGAAUACCGUAAUACGGUAUUCUGAGAUGAAACGAACGCGGGACUAGCAGAGCUAUGUUUUGAAGAAGAAAACCUCCACAUAUGGGUCUUAUAAAUGUAGACCAAUAAAAAAAGAUAUGAUCAUCUUAAAGGUGGGCUGCUGAGAAUACGAAAAGAUACAUCAUUUGUCUUUCCCAUGAAAGGUGGCUCGCAGUGUGUUGCAACCUCUGCCCAGAUUGAUACCUGCAGAGCGUUCACCAGAUGUCCUUUUUAUAUCUCAACACGAGGCAUGCCGGUCAAGGAGGGAAAGUAGCAUUCCUCAUUCUAACACUUGAGCUAAACAGCACUGCCCGUUGCUGUCGACCCAGCGUUGUUAACAGCUGCACCGUAGCUGCAGUAAUAACAUUCCUCCUUGGUAAACACGGGUGGGGCCCUCAGUAGACCGCAGGGCUCGUUCUGUGUACCUGCAAGGUUCCUGUGCAGGGACUCUGCACACGGGUCAUGGAACAGCCCGAUGCAUACCUUGCAAAGAAUAAAGUUUUUGUUUUUGAAAAAAUGAAAAAUAAGCGUAUCGUGUGGAUUGUGUUAUUAUCACGUCUGUUGAGGUGUGAAUGAUCAGUUAAAGGCGCCUUCACGGAUCCGUUGGUGAAAUGCAAUUGCCAUUGAUGAGGAAGCUGUGGGAACGAGGUUAGGGGCGAUUUGCAGUACAUUUCCCAGUGUCCAAUGAGAGGGCUGCUUUCUGUACGGCAACUCUGGGAAUUUAGGGCCUAGUAGUUGAACAGUAAUCAGCUGUUAAAUCACUCAUGUUGCACACACAUUUCAUCAUUGUUACUUCCAAUCUAUUUUUAUUUUAAAAUAUUGAUAACUCUUUAGAACAGCAUUUGUUUGAGAUAAGGGAGGGAGUCUCUUGAUGUUUAUUUUAGUGAUGGCUACAUGGUAUGCCUUAUCAACCUCAUUUUCAUUCAGUACCGCAUCAGCAACAUUUAUCUUUUAUAUGGUGUGUUGAUGUAGUUUUGAUCUUCGGCCACAGGAGGGCAGUAUUUAAUCAUCAAUGGAGACAUUGGCCCGCCUCGUUAGGGUCUUUGGGCUAUCAACCACCAGCUGCCGAUAUAUAAAACCGAACACGGUUGUUAAAUCUAAAAGACAUAAUUGGGAAGACUUCAAUGACACAUUGUCACAAAUUGAAUUAAGCCUAACUGAAUUAACAUGCUCAUAAAUGUCUCACAAUCAGCCUUAUUGCAAGAACUCACAAUAAUACACUAUUGUAGUGAGCCAAUUUAAGUGUCAGUGCAGAGUUUUGCAAAAGUUUGGAGAUGUAAUUUUCUUAAUUGCUCUUUUCGCUUUCGAGCAGCCUAUUGGUGUAGUUAUUUUUGCUGCAUAUGCCUUUAUAUAUUGGCGCUGGUUUUGUUGAAUCAUUAACCAUAACCUAAAACAUUGUUUCUUAAACAUGAUCCUUCUUGUGUAGCCUAUUUGAAGCCGCUGUUUUUUUUUUUAAAAACCCGCUCGUUCUUUUCAUGAUAUCCUAUUACAAGGUUGUAACCACAUUUAUUCUAUAAAAAGUAAUUACCCUAUGAAAGACAUGAACACAAAAUGGGCACAUAUGUGUGCAAUGCAUUUAGUCUUUGUUU